AUGGUACUAUCUUCAAGUGGUGUUCUGCGAAGGAGCCCUGCCUCAAGCUGUACUCUUCCGUUACGCCGUGCUCUUGAUCCGGUACCCUAUUCACCGACACGUAGCUCCUCUGGAAAUCUGGCCGUGCGCCCAUUUUCGCUUGACUCAAAUGCCCUAAAUCAUUUGUCUUCUACCCUUCUUCUACUUCUGCCAUCUGAAGGCCCUUCAUCCAGACUUCCUAGCGAGAGCGAAUUCGAACCUGUUCAUAGUCCAGCGACUCCAGCCAGCUGCACCACAUCCGAAUACUGUCAGGAAAAAGUCUCAGGAGAAACUUCAAUACGCAAACAUCCUAGAAGAAAAGUGGCAACGCCUGCAGACAGCGCUGCAAGCACAAGCAUCGGUUACAGUGGCAGCAGCAAUUGCAGUACUGGGCCGAUAGACCAUAUCGGUUCAUCCAACGACUUACUCGGCCAAACCAUUUGUCAAGCGAGCGCUGAACAUUUUGAAAAACUGUCCCAUCGGGGCUCCGAUGGCGUGCUAGCAACAGACAGUUUGCCACCGCCGGCUGCCUUGCAGCGUGAGCUCGAAAUUAGUCUGACCAUACCGGAUAGUUUAAACUUGGCCAUUAAACAGCAAGAUACAGUGAGUGCUCUGAUACUAUUCUUGUAUAAUUGCUCUAUUUUUAUUGUCGCAUUUCAUGACCUUUUUUAUUCAUGUUGCAAUAUAAUUGCCUUUGAAAUGAAGCACUCUGAUUUAAGCAUAUCUCCGAAUCGCACUCAUUGUAGUAAGAAUAUAUUUUACUUAUUCCCCUGCUAUAUUUUAGUUCCUAAAAGAAGCAAAUAA
This is a messenger RNA of Protopolystoma xenopodis, 822 nucleotides long. NCBI's taxonomy places the organism in Eukaryota, Metazoa, Platyhelminthes, Monogenea, Polystomatidea, Polystomatidae. The record is from the annotation of a GenBank genome assembly.